GAGACGGAUACAAUGAUUCAACAGAGACUUGAAGUUCGGUUAUUGUCUCGCACACGUUAGUUCGGUCAGCCUCGGUGUACGUACAAAGACCACAGAGAUGGACAACAUUUCGCAUGUUUUCUUUGGCCUAACAGGCCAGUGACCUUUAUUUACGGUUUAUUAUUCCAUUCGUCGAUUCAAUGCCGUUGACUUUGUGAUAAUUUCUCUUACAAUUCUAAUUUCAUUGUCCUGACAAUUCGGAGAAAGAAGAUCUGCAUUUUUUGCUUCAGGUUCGAUUUUUGUGAUUUUUCUUUUUGCCAAUUACAAGACUUUUUGAAAUCCAGACACAGUAUUGUCCUCAUCUGUGUGAUGCGUGAACAUUCAUGAUUUUAAUGGAAUGAGUUGUUAAAUUUGGGAUUUACUUCCUGAUCAAACCUUCCCCUCUUGGAAUGUGAUUAUAAUGGGUUCUUGUUGUCAGUUUCUUGUUCUUUUUUUUUGUUUUUUUCCUCCAGAUUUUUGAAAUGGCAGAUGGGAAACCUAGUUUCACAGUUGAUGAAGCUCUUGUGGCGAUGGGAUUUGGUAAGUUCCAACUCUACGUCCUUGCUUACGCUGGGAUGGGUUGGAUUGGAGAGGCCAUGGAGAUGAUGCUUCUCUCUUUCGUUGGACCUGCUGUUCAGUCUCUUUGGAAUCUCUCUUCUCGGCAGGAAAGCUUUAUUACCAGCGUUGUUUUUGCUGGUAUGCUCAUUGGAGCUUACUCUUGGGGCAUUGUUUCUGACAAACAUGGCCGCAGGAAAGGAUUUAUUAUAACUGCGGUGGUGACUUUUGUAGCUGGUUUCUUGAGCUCAUUUUCACCAAGCUACACGUGGUUGAUCAUUCUCCGAUGUUUGGUUGGUCUCGGGUUGGGAGGAGGUCCUGUUCUUGCUUCUUGGUAUCUUGAAUUCAUACCUGCACCAAGCCGAGGGACUUGGAUGGUUGUUUUCUCAGCUUUCUGGACCGUUGGAACCAUAUUUGAAGCUUCCCUCGCUUGGUUAGUCAUGCCAAGAUUGGGCUGGAGGUGGUUACUUGCACUCUCUUCUAUACCUUCAUCGUUGCUUCUUCUGUUCUAUAGGUGGACAUCGGAGUCUCCUCGUUACUUAAUCCUACAAGGCCGGAAAGCUGAAGCCCUUUCUAUAUUAGAGAAGAUUGCGAGAAUGAAUGGAACCAAACUACCCCCGGGUGAUCUCAGUUCAGAGUUGGACACCGAGCUGGAAGAGAAUAAAAACCUUCCAACAGAAAAGACUCUUCUUCUUAAGCCUGGAGAAGUAGGAGAAGCUGUUUUAGUGUCCAAGACAGUACUAACAGCUGAUAAGGAACCAGGUUUCUCGUUACUAGCUCUUCUAUCUCCAACGCUAAUCAAUCGGACUUUGCUAUUAUGGGUUGUGUUCUUCGGAAAUGCUUUUGCUUAUUACGGCGUUGUCCUUCUCACCACCGAGCUGACCAGUUCCCAUAACAGAUGCUAUCCAACCGAAAAAAAAUUGCUAAAUUCAAACGACGUUAACUACAGAGACGUUUUCAUCGCCAGUUUUGCAGAGGUUCCAGGUCUACUGUUAUCAGCAGCAAUGGUGGAUAGACUUGGACGAAAAGUUUCAAUGGCAUCAAUGUUAUUCACCUGUUGCUUUUUCCUUCUUCCUCUGUUAUCUCAUCAAUCUCCAUUCAUAACUACUGCUCUUCUCUUUGGCGGUCGUAUAUGCAUCUCGGCUGCUUUCACGGUGGUUUACAUAUAUGCUCCGGAGAUAUAUCCAACGGCGGUGAGAACAACUGGAGUAGGAGUGGCGAGCUCGGUAGGAAGAAUUGGAGGAGUCUUGUGUCCACUGGUGGCCGUUGGGUUAGUUCACGGAUGCCAUCAGACGAUCGCUGUUCUUCUAUUUGAGAUUGUGAUUCUUGUCUCAGGAAUUUGCGUUUGUCUAUUCCCUUUCGAGACAAGUGGUCGUGACCUGACAGAUAGUAUCUCUGCGUCCAAAGAAUCACCUUCAGCCUCUGUAUAGCCAAAUUCUUUUUGACCAAUGUAGUUAUUUAGUUGUUGGAAGGAAAGAAAACAAAAACCUGAGUGAUUACAAAUAGAGAUAUUUUGUAUACAUCACAGGUUAGUAAUAUGAUUAAUAUUUCAUGUGUAAA
Molecule: messenger RNA, 2133 nt
Organism: Camelina sativa (false flax)
Lineage: Eukaryota; Viridiplantae; Streptophyta; Magnoliopsida; Brassicales; Brassicaceae
Source: RefSeq, a predicted model, not a curated record